This is a messenger RNA of Triticum aestivum (bread wheat), 1410 nucleotides long. Its product is annotated as transcription factor LAF1. The coding region runs from base 160 to 999 and encodes 279 amino acids. Lineage: Eukaryota; Viridiplantae; Streptophyta; Magnoliopsida; Poales; Poaceae. The transcript is spliced from 3 exons. The record is from RefSeq and is a predicted model, not a curated record.
GACAGUGCAAACAGCACAACAAACGCAGCCCCUCCUGCGGAGAGCCUCUCGAAGCCGAUUAAAUCUUAACCUCCUUCGUUAUUCCUACUUGCAAAACAUAGCUCAUCCUGCACCUCCGCGACGAGCGGCAUUCCCCCCGUGGUCACCUCCGACGAACUGAUGGGCUGCAAGUCAUGCCAGAAGCCCAAGGCGCAGCACCGGAAGGGCCUGUGGUCGCCGGAGGAGGACCAGAAGCUCCGUGACUUUAUCGUCCGCUACGGCCACAGCUGCUGGAGCACCGUCCCCGUCAAGGCCGGGCUUCAGCGGAACGGCAAGAGCUGCAGGCUGCGGUGGAUUAAUUACCUGAGGCCGGGGCUGAAGCACGGCAUGUUCUCCCGGGAGGAAGAAGAGACCGUCAUGAGCCUCCACGCCACACUCGGCAACAAGUGGUCUCAGAUAGCGCAGCACCUGCCUGGCCGGACGGACAACGAGGUGAAGAACUACUGGAACUCGUACCUGAAGAAGCGCGUCCAGGGCGCGCGUUCACCAGCCAAGUCCGCCGGCUCGGACGCGCCCCGGAGCCCGACGCCCAGCGAGAGCGGCCGCGAGGACAGCACCGUUAACCGGCCGUCCAACUCCGGCUCAUCCGGGCCGCUCGAGUCGUCGUCGACGGCGGACGAGUCGAGCAGCCUCACGGUCCCCGGCGCUACCGCCUCGAUCCGGCCGCACGCGCCCGUGCUCCCCAAGGUCAUGUUCGCGGACUGGCUCGACAUGGACAUGGACUACGGCACCGGCCUGAUGGCACCGAGCGCGCUGGACGCGGCCUUCGACGGCAGCCCGGCGCAGCAGGGUGUGAGCCACCAGGGCCCCCUGCAGGUGGAGGGCCUGUGCGACGCCGUGGACUCGUUGCAUGGGCUCAGCAACGGCGGCUGGGAUUUCGACGUGGACAAGAUGCACAUGCAGGGCGGAGCAGGGUUCUGCGACCUGCUCUCCAUGAGCGAGUUCCUCGGGAUCAACUAGGCGACACCUCCCGAACAGGGCAAUGGUGUGCCUCUCCAGCCAAUCAUUGCUGGUCGCUGACAAGAAGUUCUCAAGGCCACGAUUCAGCCGGACCAGCGCCGUGGAGAAGAAAUCGUUGAAGUCCUUGUUGCCGGAAGACCCACAUAUCCAAGAUCUCAAUCAACCUUGAAAAAAAAAACUCACAUGCCUCUCGACGGCACCGGAGGCGGGAGGCCGCACAACGUGAUGAAGAGGAGGCGGAGCAACAAAUUGCAUAGGAAAAUUGCGGUCAUCGUCACGCUAACAAAUUCUGCAAACCCUAACAUUGUCGGCCAAAAUGACAGGAAUGAAAAUAUGCCACCGUGCCAUAGGUGUUACCGUAGCCUACAUCAUCAAGAUGAGGAAGUUCAAGGAAACUUUUUUACUAGAGCA